Heterobilharzia americana is the source of this 712-nucleotide messenger RNA. NCBI's taxonomy places the organism in Eukaryota, Metazoa, Platyhelminthes, Trematoda, Strigeidida, Schistosomatidae. The record is from the annotation of a GenBank genome assembly.
AAGCCCUAUGUUCCACUAGGAACCCAGGGGGGGGGGGGAAAUAAUUAAAAGACAUAGAUUAUCUGAAAAAUGUGGUGUAUUUGCGCUAUACGUUUCAAACAAUCUGAUCACAUAUAUAAUUGUUAAGUCCUCUGGAACCAUUGCCAGCUGAUACUUACAUGUCACACAUUGAAGGCUUGAACGGCGAACUCAUCAGUAAACUUACUCGCUAUAUGAGAUAUGUUAAUGAUGUAACUGUGAUAUGUGAUAAGCAUAAAGAUGCAACAUGCUUUCCAGAAAGACUUAAUAUUGUACAAAACAGCAUAAGCUUAACAUGUGAAGAAGAGAAGGACAACCGUUUGCCAUUCUUACAUACACUCCUGAGUCGUAUGAAAGAUGGUUCAAUAAAACAGUCGAUUUACAUAAAACCCACUUGGACAGGUCAGUACUUAAGCUUCCAUACUUUUUUUCUAAGCCAGUACAAGCGAAGUUUGAUAAUUUGCCUAUUUAAAACGAUCCAGCGUAUUUGUACCAAAGACAAUGAAUGUUGGCAUCAAAAUACUAACGGGAACAUUAGUGGAUAAUAGAUAUCCAUUGAAGUUCAUAAAUGGGCACAAAAAUCAGCCAGGAUUGAAAUCUAAUCUGUACUCUGUUUCGAAGAAAUGCAUUUGCACCACCUUACUAUACAGAGAAGAAUCUAAUAGCAUAAUAUUAAAACGAAGGUUAAGGUCUG